AUGCAGCUCUGCUAGCGGCUGCGGAGUCAAACCAACCUGUGGCGAGCUGUUGCAAUCAAGUUUGCGAAUAGCUUGCAGUAAGUAACGUAAAGUUUGCCACACAACCACAUUGAUCAUGCCGCUUCAAUUUACUACGCCUAUGCGUUCUCAAACUUUCUUAUUCAGAUAAGUACCGUUCCAAAAUUUUGAAGCUGAUCCAAUAUCACGCUCACUGAGUUGUCUGCGUCUAAAUCUCGCUCAAUUAGUACUGGAUCAUGUCGGCCAGAUUCUCUAAUGCCAGAGAAGGGUAUCAAGCUCUCAGCCAGGUCACUCGUUUUGGUGAUGAAGGUAACAUAACUCGUUAAUAUAUCUCAUUGAAACCAUGCUGAAAAACUCAGAUCUCGGGGAUCUCCCGCAGAGGACAAAACACAACCGGACGUUGUCCACAUGGCUCCUUGCGAUCACGAUUUUAUGCACUGUCUUGGAUUUUUCUAUGAUUUUCUGGGAUCGAUUUCUUCGAGUCGACCUUCGCUCCGCUUCAACCUCAGACGAACUUGAGUUGCUCCCAUUCCAGAACUCAUAUCUCAACCUCGAGAUCCUCUAUAAGGAUCCUGAUUUCAAGAGCUCUACACACGAUCCAAUUAUCAAUAAUGUACCAGCAAUCGCUCAAGUGUCUAAUAAGGAGCGCCAGAAAAUUAUCCCUUCAUUUCAGCGCUAUAAGUCGGUGGAACAAGCCAGUGCUCCCAUAUACGAGCAACGGCUAAUAGUGACACACGAUCUCGAGAGCAUCGCACAGUUUCGUGUGCUUGAUUUCGGCAUGGAGAAUUGCAGCCUCUCACUCACUAUCCCUCCGAGAAACAGCACAGAAGAUUUUCUCUAUACGGAUCUUGGUGAUUCUGUAAUUCUCGAUGUCUGGUCUCUACCGGCUAGACAUAAGUUGGACCUAUACAAUCUGUCGUGGUCGAAACUUCCUCAACCAAGGGUACACAUUGGCCACAUGAAUGUGUCAUAUGGGAAGACAUCUCGUAUGCCAAGCUUUCAGUGCAAGUCGCAGUCAUACCAGACAUUCGCGGUCUCCUGCUCUAAUCCUGGUUGUCUUGUAAAUGUGACAGGCAAUGAUAUAGGCCCUUCAGGGCUAUACAUGUAUCAGAGCCAAACAAUUUAAUUAGGCGUGCAACCGAACUGCGCGGGCAGAGACUUCGUUUACCGUCUGACAUGCAACUUUGUAGCCUUAGAACACGGUAGAAAAAUGAAGUACAUGCAACGUACAGUGUGGAGUUACUAGUGAAUGCCUCUCGUAUAAAAUUUUGAGGGAGCU
Molecule: messenger RNA, 1297 nt
Organism: Suillus discolor
Lineage: Eukaryota; Fungi; Basidiomycota; Agaricomycetes; Boletales; Suillaceae
Exons: 3
Coding region: 362-1144 (260 amino acids)
Source: RefSeq, a predicted model, not a curated record